AACCCUUUUCCAUCCCCAUUCCUACCCUUUUCCCAUCUGCCAAACAUCCCACCUGUGGUGAUGGCAAUGCACUGGACAUCGCUCUGCCUCAUCUUUUCCCCACUAGUGAUAGCCUCUGAAUAUGGCUUACCCAAAUUUAUCUGCAGUCCUAUGCCAUUGGACAUGGAUAAUGGCUGCCAGUCAACUGGCCAGCAACGACAUGGAGCGGCAGCUAACAGUGGAGGCAAUGCCCAUUGGGUGGGGACACUAGAAGAAGCUAAGGAAACAAUCCUGCAUCUGCGAGAGACAGUGGUGCAUCAAAAGGAAAUGAUCCUUGACCAGAGGGAGACAGUGAGGGAACUGACAGCCAAGCUGAGCCGCUGUGAAACCCAUUCCCGGAGGCAUAGUGAGCACCAUGGAAAUCACCAGGAAGAGAAUCAUAGCCAUAACCAUGGCCGUCAUGAAGGUGGGCAUCAGGCCCCUCAUGAUAAUGGUCAAAGGGGACAUCAUGAGGAUGUCCACCAGUCUCACCAUGAAGAUGGCUAUAAGGGACACCAUGAGACUGGCCAUCGAGAUCUCCGUGAAGGCCUCCAUGCCCAAGAGAAUGAGUAUCAUCAGAGUGGACAACUGGAGCACCAUGAACCUCAGGCUGAGCACAACACGCAUGAUUCUUUUCACAAGGGACCUGCAUCUGCUCAUGCUAAUGCUAUGGAAGAGCCACCCAGUGAGGCAUCUGCUGCAAUGCAUGAGAUGGAGAGAGUGUUGAAAUCACUUAAGGAGAGACUAGAGCAUUUACAGCACAAUUGGAAUAGUUCAACCUUCUCCAUGUCCCUGUGGGAUGCUCUUCAGGAAAAGAUAAGCAUUUUGGAACGUCAGAUCCAUGAGAAAUCAAACACUUCAGAACAUCACACAUAUGGUGUACCAAGAACGACUGGGAUGAGACAGAGACAUGUUUCUCAUGGACACACUGGGGAGAAAGGGAACAAGUUAGAGAAGCAUUCUGAACAUUUUCAGGUGGGUUUCCCCCUUCGCACCAACUACAUGUAUGUCAAGAUCAAGCACACUCUGCACCGUGAAAUCUUUGCCUUGUCCAUCUGUCUCUGGCUCAAGUCAAGUUCAGCCCCAGGGAUAGGCACACCUUUCUCCUACUCAGUGCCUGGCCAAGCCAAUGAAGUGGUACUUAUUCAAUGGGGAAAUAACCCCACGGAGUUGCUCAUCAAUGAUAAGGUUGCAACAUUGCCAUUGGCCAUUAAUGAUGCCAAAUGGCAUCACAUCUGUGUGACAUGGUCAACUAGGAAUGGCAAAUGGGAAUCUUACCAGGAUGGUGUCCAAAGAGGGAGUGGGGAGAACCUGGCUCCUUGGCAUCCGGUGAAACCUGGGGGUGUUCUCAUACUAGGCCAGGAGCAGGACACUCUUGGUGGCCGCUUUGAUGCCACUCAAGCUUUCAUUGGGGAAAUCUCCGAUUUCAACAUGUGGAGCUAUAUUGUGACCCCUGGUGAAAUUUACAAGAUGGCAACCUGCAGUAGUUCCCUUGGUGGUGAUCUUAUCAACUGGACUGAAAACUCUAUGGACCUUCAUAGAGAAGUGGUCAAACUACCAUAUCAUGCCUGCCACUAAGAAUCAACAAAAGAAACACGGACAUGACAUUCUCUGGAAGAGAAAAACACCUAAUGGUUAAAGGCAAAGCAUGGGAUGGACUUCAGAUUUAUUUAACAUAGUGGUUGGGAAACCAAAAUGUUUGAGUUCCUUGGGAAAAGAAUGGGGACCUUUAUAUUUGGGACAGGUGCAACAGAGAGUGUAUAUGUAUGCAGCCCAUUAUGGCAGAUCUACAGUGAAGCAUAAUUUGGAAUAUAUAUUGUUUUGUGAAGAUGAGCAAUUUCCAAAAUAAGAAACAUUCCCACAUAUGAUGUCCUAUACUGUGUAUUGGGAUUUUCUUAAUGUAGGAGCAGGAGCAAAAAAAAAAAAGAAAAAAAAAGAAAAAGUUCCUCACGAUGACAACAUGGCCAAUAGGACACUUCAUUCUCAAGUGUACCUUGAUGUUGUAGCAUUGGUCCACUAGGAAGGUACAUAGGAUAGGUCAAAGUCCUAAUUUUGACAAGUAGCUUUCUACAGUAACCUUUUUGGAUAUGAACGUCAGGAACAGGAAAAAAAUUGCAACCAUUUUUUCAGAAUCUUUUUCCUGAAUGAUGUUUCAUUAGAGAAGUAGAUGAACACCUUACCAGGCAGACUGGAUGGACGAUGUCCAGCUGCUAUGUGGUUUUUAUAUUGUGUAUUUUAUUUAUUUUAUUAUAAGCUGCCUACAGCUGCCUACCAUGUGAGAUGGGCAGCUAUAUAAAUCUAACUAACCAACCAACCAACGUGAACAUUCCCAAGAUUCAUUCAUUCAGUCUUCUAGCAUGUAAGCUCUAUACAUAAAAAUGGGUCAUGAGGACAAUAAAAAUGGCAAAGGAUGUAGCAUGGCUUUUUUGUAGAUCAUAUAUAUGACUGAACGAAUCUCAACAUUCCUGUUCAGAUGUUUUCCACCAACUUAAUGGACUCAUACCUUAACCUUCUUCUUUUCAGGAAAUCACGGUCAUGACCCAGUCGUGUCUAGGGGAGGAGCUGUAGGGUAUAUGAAACACAUACCUCUUUAUUAAUCUCUCAGUACCUAAGUUUACUUUUUCUGAAUUCACAAUUUUUCUGUCUCUCAUUCCUUUCCCCCUGCCCUUCCAUCAAUUCAAAUAGUGUUC
This is a messenger RNA of Python bivittatus (Burmese python), 2708 nucleotides long. Its product is annotated as neuronal pentraxin-1-like. Lineage: Eukaryota; Metazoa; Chordata; Lepidosauria; Squamata; Pythonidae. The record is from RefSeq and is a predicted model, not a curated record.